AUGGCCGAAAAGAUCGAUCAAACCGUGACUAGGGAGGUCCUCCCAACAAUGAGCGAACUCGACCACGAGAAGACCGGCUACCUUGCCGAAGCCGUCCACGAGUCGACCGCCAUCGAGCAUGAACUCGGUACCUGGGAGGCCAUCAAGGUCUACAGACCUGCUGUGCUCUGGUCGCUCGGCUACUCUUGCUGCGUCAUCAUGGAGGGCUACGACACCAACCUCCUCUCCAACUUCUUCGCCUAUCCUUCUUUCCUGAUCAAAUAUGGUAACUGGGUUGGCAUCACCCCUCAACUCCUGUCGGGUACCAACGUAAGUCAUCAAAACCUCUGUUCUCGAGACUGCUUCUGA
Aureobasidium uvarum is the source of this 348-nucleotide messenger RNA. The record is from the annotation of a GenBank genome assembly. Lineage: Eukaryota; Fungi; Ascomycota; Dothideomycetes; Dothideales; Saccotheciaceae.